AUGCUCUUGCUACUCUUUCUUUUUGUGAUAUCAUUUGUAUUCGCCGGCAGAGAAGGUUUGAUUUUUUUCAGGAAUUUUUAUGAAAAAAAUUGGAAUAAUUCAGAGUUUGUACUUCGUAAAGAAUGCAGUCGUCCAGUUCACUACGGUAUCCGUCCCUGCACAUCAAAGCCGGAAAUCCGGGUUAGUUGGGGGGAAAAAAACCACUAUCAGGACCUUUUCUGAUGGAAAAAUAGAAAAAUAGUUGUUUUCAAGUCCCUUUUUUUCAGUACGAUUUUAAGAUACUGAUUUUUUUUUUCUUUCGAACCAAAUUUCAGGUUUACUCUUGUUAUUUCAUUCAAUUUUGAAAUUCAGUACCACAUGGAUCCGGAGACGUUGACCUGCUUGGCUUUCAAUUUCAGUGGCUGCGGAGGAAACGAAAACAAUUACGCUUCAAAAUCCGAGUGCUAUCGUCGUUGUCUUCCGAGUUAGUUUGAAACAGAAAGUUUCGAUUGAAAUUUAUUGAGUUGAAGAGUUUUUUGGUCUUAUUCAGAGCUUUUUGAGCCUUAAAAACCUAAUAGUUGUUAGGACCAGGAUAUAAAAAAUCGAAAAUAUCCUUUUUUUUUUUGAAUAAAAAGAUUAUCUAGUUUCUUUUUUUCAGUGGACUUCAACCGUUGUCCGGCCAAUUCGAAGCCGCUGCCCCGUGCCGAUGGCUCGACUAACUGCAAUGAAAUGGUUUUUUCAAUCUAAAAUUGUAGAGUAUCGCACAAACGAAAUCAUUUCAGAACAAAUGCACGGCCCAGAAUUCCUACUGUGCGAUGGGUUUCGUUGUGGGAAUUUGCUGCGACCAGCGGAUCCGAGGUAAAAAAAAAUAUUUAAAAAAAAAAUCAUAUGACCUUUUUUUCAGAUAAAGUCAAUAACAAUUAUACGCCAGACUGUGGGCUCAACAAGACUUUGGUCAAAGUCAACACUGGAUCGUUUGAUGUAAGAAUUUUGUAAAAAGAAAAAUUGUAGAAAAAAAUGGAGUAUUAAGUUGAAAGAAAAGAGGGAUUAAAGAUGGAAAGAAAAAUGCGAAAUGCACGAUAAGGUUACAAAUAUCAUAGUCUCUCGAAUUGGACUUCCAAAAUGUGAAAGAAAAGGUCUUUUUUUCAACAUGAGGAUCAAAAAAAAUUUAGAAAUUCUCUUCAUUCAGUUUCUAUUUCUACAUGUAUAUCAUACCACUAAAAAAAAUCAUUUCGGAUAAUUUCAGCGUUCUAAAAAAACAUGUCGCUUAAUUUGAUGGCAGUGGUCAGUUUUCGGAAAAUACAUUUAAUUAUUUUUCGAAGUUUUUUCUACAUUUUUCAAUGAGAUAUAUCCGGUUUUUUCUAUCUUGAGAAAAAAACUUCAUUGAACAAUUUUUUUUAGGAAAUUCUUCAUGGAAAAACUUGCGACGCAAAUUUCUGCCCAACCGGUUCUACCUGCUACCAAGGCGACUACUUCGCAUACUGCUGCCGGCGUUAA
Messenger RNA from Caenorhabditis auriculariae, 1476 nucleotides. NCBI's taxonomy places the organism in Eukaryota, Metazoa, Nematoda, Chromadorea, Rhabditida, Rhabditidae. The record is from the annotation of a GenBank genome assembly.